AUGAAUAACGAAUACGACUACUUAUUCAAAUUAUUGUUGAUUGGUGACUCUGGAGUUGGAAAGUCCUGUUUGUUGUUGCGUUUUGCCGAUAACACUUACACGCAAGACUACAUUUCCACCAUUGGUGUCGACUUUAAGAUUAGAACCAUUGAGCUUGAUGGCAAAACCAUCAAAUUGCAGAUUUGGGAUACCGCUGGUCAAGAGCGGUUCAGGACAAUCACAUCCUCGUACUACCGUGGAGCCCACGGCAUUAUUAUCGUCUACGAUGUCACUGACCAAGAGUCGUUUAACAAUGUUAAACAAUGGUUGCAGGAGAUCGACCGGUAUGCCACUGGAGGGGUGAUGAAGUUGUUGGUCGGUAACAAGGCUGAUUUGUCUGACAAGAAAGUCGUGGAGUACACAACGGCCAAGGAAUUUGCUGAGGCGUUGGACAUCCCAUUCUUGGAAACAUCUGCCUUGUCGUCUUCGAACGUCGAGCAGGCUUUUUACACCAUGGCGAGACAGAUCAAGGCUCAAAUGACCAGCAACUCGGGUGCCGGUGCUAGUGGUGGCAAUGCCAAGUCAAACGUCAACUUGAGGGGCCAGUCUUUAACUUCCAACCAAUCAAACUCUUGUUGUUAA
Molecule: messenger RNA, 621 nt
Organism: Clavispora lusitaniae ATCC 42720
Lineage: Eukaryota; Fungi; Ascomycota; Pichiomycetes; Serinales; Metschnikowiaceae
Gene: YPT1
Product: Rab family GTPase
Biological process (GO): vesicle-mediated transport
Molecular function (GO): GTPase activity; GTP binding
Source: RefSeq, a predicted model, not a curated record